This is a messenger RNA of Sorghum bicolor (sorghum), 1609 nucleotides long. RefSeq names its product pistil-specific extensin-like protein. Gene Ontology annotation, biological process: plant-type secondary cell wall biogenesis. NCBI's taxonomy places the organism in Eukaryota, Viridiplantae, Streptophyta, Magnoliopsida, Poales, Poaceae. The record is from RefSeq and is a predicted model, not a curated record. The coding region runs from base 376 to 1395 and encodes 339 amino acids. The transcript has a single exon.
ACAUCUGUUUCAUUGAGGAUCAAACAAGGGAACUACAGUAGUUAGCAGUGCUGUAAACCAUGAUGAUGAGGUCCAAAAGGCAGAUGGAGACUAGCUACUAGGUGUCAGUGUCUCGUUCAUAUAGACUGGAGGCAGACUGCUACAUACGUGGGGCUUCUUUGGGUGCCAAGGUACGCAUUGUUUAGAAGCGAUGCAAACCCAGCCGAAACCGUAGCAGAGGAGCCAAGUCACUUGCAACUCAAACCUUCACGCUCUUCCCUCCAAAAAGCCAUAAAUACGUGCUACAUGAUCACCACCACAGCUCAAUCGCCUCACCUCACUACAGCAGCACAGUUGCGCCCAGCUCCCAGCUCUCCUUUGAUCUAGCUAGCAGCAAUGGCGUUCAACCCUAGCCCUCCAGGACUGGGCUUCCCUUACUUCCCUCCAAACCCAUACCUUCCAAGGCCACCGCCGCGGCCACAAGCCCCGCCACCACCGCAGCGCUUCCCACCGCCGAUGCGAGCCCCUCCACCGCCACAGCGUGCCCCGCCGCCGCCUCAGCCUCCACCGCCGCGACGCGCUCCACCACCACCCACCCUACCACCACCGCCUCCACGCCGCGCUCCCCCACCACCAGCUCUGCCGCCUCCACCACCACGCCGUGCUCCGCCACCACCCACAAUGCCGCCACCGCCACCGCGCCGUGCUCCCCCACCUCCUACUCAGCCCCCGCCGCCACCACGCCGUGCUCCCCCUCCACCGUCACCGCCUAUUCGCCCACCGCCACCACCAACUCCUCGGCCUCAAGCCCCACCACCGCCUCGCCCGCUCGCACCGCCCCCGCCACAUAUCCAGCCUCCGCCGCCAAUGCCAGUGCCGCCUCCGCCUAGCCCUCCGCACCACAUUGUCAUCAUCGUGGUGUUCGUCUCACUGGGCGGCUUGCUGCUGCUGGCAUGCCUCGCCGCGCUCCUCUGUUGGCACAAGAAGAGGGGGAGGAAGACAGAGACCAAGGCUGAGGUGCUCAACUUCAGUGACCAUGUCCAUGUCCACAAGGAUACCAUGCCAGGGCCCGGGGGUGCCAACGUUGUCAGGCUGACAGUAGACGAGGACGUCAAGUUCCAAGAGGCGGUCAAGAAGCAGGACGCCAUUGGUGAAUCCUCGAGCACCGCAGCAGCGGGGAAGACGGCGCAUCACCACCUCCCUUGGACCUGGCACAAGAAACAUGAGAGCAGAGAAGAUAAGAAGGCAGAGGUCAUCAACGUCACAAAGCACAAGCAUGUCGACGAGAAGAUCAUACCUGGGCCACAUGGCGAAAAGAUUGAGGUCCUUUCAGAAGAUGAAGAUAUCAGAUUUGAAGAGGCUGGCGAGAACGAAGAAGAGUAUGAAAAUUCCGAGGCACGCAUAACCAAGUCCUAAGAUGGAUGAUGCCAUAUUCAGAUAUAUUGUCUGCCCACACUGAAGGCCCUUCAACUUGGGGCAAUUACCAUACCCAUACACACAUAUACAUACUACCCUCGCAUGCAUUUGAGUAUUUUGAUAAGAUUCUAUGUUCUUUCAUGUGAACGAAAUAAGGGUGUCACAGACCCACCUGAUUGGAUUCAAAGUGUAAUUAUAUGCCAGUAUUUGUAUA